This is a messenger RNA of Coccidioides posadasii C735 delta SOWgp, 4039 nucleotides long. RefSeq lists its product as uncharacterized. Gene Ontology annotation, molecular function: zinc ion binding; DNA-binding transcription factor activity, RNA polymerase II-specific; DNA binding. Gene Ontology annotation, biological process: DNA-templated transcription; regulation of DNA-templated transcription. Lineage: Eukaryota; Fungi; Ascomycota; Eurotiomycetes; Onygenales; Onygenaceae. Gene Ontology annotation, cellular component: nucleus. The record is from RefSeq and is a predicted model, not a curated record.
GUGCUCAUCUUCUUCAUCUUCUCACCCUCUGCUGCCCUUAUUCUUUUCCCCCAACCCUCCUCCCAUCUCCUCAUCUUUCUCACAACUCCCAUACAUACUUCACCUGUCCUGGUGAGAUCCUGCAUACGCGGAGCAAGAGAGAGAAAGACAAGAAAAGAACAAAAGCAAACAUAAAAAAGCAAACAGCAAAGAAAGAAAAGAAAAAAGAAAAAAAAAAAAAGGAAAAAAGGAAUAACACCCGGCGUGGAAUGGGCCUCCCUUUGUUGCAGCAUCUCCGGAUCCCUUGUUGAAGCUCUCAACAGCGCUGCUUCGGCAAUUCCUCACGGCCUGCGCGACUUUUUCUACUCUCCGUCCGCGCGCAUCCUGCUGAUCUCGCCAGAAUUAACCAUCCUUUUUUUUUUUUUUGUCUUUGCUUUUCUUUUCUUUUCUUUUUUUUGUUUUGUCUCUCUGUCCGCCCCGAGUUCUCCCGCUUUUUCCUUGCCGAAUACCUACUCUCUCCCCUUUAUAAUACAUCUUUCGCCCUGUCACCUCCCGUUACAACGCUACGGUCUCGAGAAAGAAGAAAGAUCUCAUCUUAUUCCCCGCGCCCUUUUUUUUUUUUUUUUUUCCCCUUCUUUUCCCUUUUCCUCUCUUUGUUACACAGGCAGAGUCGUGAAGUGAGCUCGAACAAGAGAAGACAAAAAGGACAAAAAAAAAAAAAAAAGAGGAACGACAAGCAAACGUCGUCUCGGAGUCGACCGAACGAAAACCGUUCAACGACCAGCUAUUACCAGAGAGAGGGCGAUCUCGACGGAGAGUACCACCCGGACCCGAAAGAGGGGGAAAAAAAAAAAAGCCCUAUUCCUUCGCAAUAAAAGCGAAAAAGAAAUGCCUGCCGUGGCGUAACCUGGAGGAAUUUCAUACUUAAUCCGAAGCAGAGGCGGAAAGUCGAAGAAGAAGCAGAAGAGGAGGAGGAUCAGGGGCAAGACGCGCUGAUAUAGAUCCUAUUCCUGGCCUCUUAAUUCGACCUUCUUUUCCCUUUCUCUCCUCCGUUUCUUUUCUUCUCCUUUUUUGAUUGUUAGAACCCCAUCCUCACCCGGAAAGGUCUGUUAAAUCUAUCACCGUGGAGAAGAAAAAGGAUCAGCCCGCAUUGAAGAUGCGCUCGAGCAUUGCUUGCUCCCGCUGCAGGCGGAGCAAGAUCAAAUGCGUCAAUGCGGGUAUCGACACCACCUGCCGCGCCUGCGAGUCCUCGGGCAGAGAGUGCGUCUAUCCCACACCUGCAAUCGGCACCGCCAGCGCCGCUGCUGCCAAGCGAGACCUUGCCGCAAUGGCUGACGGAGAGGAGCGGAACGGCGACUGGGAGAGCCCAAAGCGGCAGCGCCCGAGAAAGACGGCACAUUCGGCAGCCGCCGGUGCAAGAGACGCUCACAGGGGGACGAACAGCCACCAGGUCGUCCUCGACCCUACCCUUCUCACUGUCAAAGUCUGGGAGAGCCUGUUCGAUCUGUUCCAGCUUCAUUUCUCUGCGACCCUGCCGUUCUUACACCCCACUACGUUCCUCUCUCAGAUUCGGCAGUUUUCCACCAAUCCCGCGCAAACUGAUACGGCCAGCCGACGGUCGCAGAGUCCAGCACCUCGAGCGGAGCUCUCGCCUUUGGUCCUUCUGGGAGUGUUGACUCUGACUGCCCGUUUUCAUCCGCAAUUGAUUCAACACCAUUCACCCUCAUCUACCGCCCACCCAUCAAACCCUCUCGUAGCUUCCGAAUCCUACGCCAACGCCCUACGCGCCCGCUUGGUCGCAGGCGACGGAGGCGACCUCGCAUCCGCAGACAUCCAUCGCGUCCAGGCCUUCCUGAUGCUAGGUCUGCACGAAUGGGGCAUGUGCCGCGGCACAAACGCAUGGAUCUACGUCGGGAUGGCGAUCCGACUAGCCCAGGCAAUGGGACUCUCCCUCGAAACCGAAAACGAGCGCUUCUCGCGUCGCAGCUCCCUCCACUCGAACCUCGACCAGAAGGAUCAGAAUUCAGACGACAUCAUCGAGCAGGAGACCAGGCGACGCACGUUCUGGAGCUGCUUUGUCAUGGACCGGUGUCUCAGCGGUGGCAAGUUUCGCCCGAGGAUGGUCAAGGUGCGAGAUGUCGGCAUCCAGCUCCCGAGCGACAAUGCGUUUGCGUUCGGUGAGCGCGUGCGAACGUCGCGCCUGGGUGAGAAUGCUGGUAAUCGCCGAUCGCAGAGCUUCGAGCCCCGAGUGAUGCCGGGCCUGCGUCAGAACGUGGGAUUAUCCGACGAUCUGAAGUUCCGAGCUAACGGAUCGAUCCUGAACGACCCGAAGCAGUGGUCGAACGGCAGUCAUCGCAGCGACGGAGUUGAGAAUGGAAUUGAUCGCUGGGAAGUCGGCGCUGAAGAAUGUGUUCUGAGCAGACUGAUACGCAUCAUUCGUGUUUGGGGAAGUAUUGCGAAAUGGUCGUGUGCCGGUGGACGAAGAAUUGAUCAGUACCCUCCGUGGCAUCCCGAUUCGCAGUUUAAUCGGCUGAAAGAACUCCUGAUCGAGUUCCAAGAGGGCCUGCCGCGAAACCUGCAGUACAGCGCACGAAACACCGAUACCCACAUCAUGUACAAGAACACACUGGCGCCGUAUUCGCUUAUGCAUAUCAUUUACUUUCUGUCGGUCAUUGUGCUACAUAGGUCCUAUGUACCUUUUUUGCCUCUGCGCGGCAUGGAUCCGCAGGGACCAAUCGACGAGCCUUCGUUCCCCGCCGAAGGCUUCCGGAGAGACAUCGCUCGGGAGGUCUUUCGAGCCUCUCGACAUAUGAUCGAGCUUGUCAAGACCUGUUAUGAACGCGGCGUUUUGAUGGAGACUCCACUGGUUGGAUUUGCCGUCUACAAUGCUGCUUCCAUGGGCGUUUACGCGGCUCACUUUAACCAUAUGGACCAGGAAGGUUACAUCUGCUCGAAACCUAGCUCGACCGAUGUCAUGCCUGGUCUGGGCGGCCAGGGACAAGCGGAGAUCCGCAGGGCCGUUGAGAUCCUUGGGAGUAUGAGGUCGCGACUUCCAAUGGCCGUUGGCUGGUUCCGCACUAUCAACAGGCUGCAUACGUUCUUUGUCAAAGCCAGGCGAGACUACAAGCGUACGGUGCGGAGCCGGGAAAGUUUGACACCGAGUGGAGAGCUGCCCUUUGGUGGUAAUCCUGAUGAAUUGAAGCUCUUGGAGAAGAUCUUCACAGAUAUGGGCGUUGCAGAGGACCAGACUCCCGACUCGAAUGGCCUCAGCGACGAGCCGGUCGCGCCUCAUGUCAAUGGGACCGACCAUACUAAUGGCAGUGAUGCUGGAAGCAAUCAUGUCAGGAGCGAAUCUGGUGAUGCAGCAGAGGCCAACGGCGACAGCACCACGCGACGAGAGACCUGGGUUCCUGUCAACAGUGCCGCUCACGAGCCAAACCGAGAGCCAGAAAGACUCGAUUCCACCAUCCUUCGCCCGAUCGAAAGCGAUCGAUGGGCAAAUCUCCCAGGACCCCCGGCACCACCUUCAUACAGUCUCCCAUCUAUCCAUCAGCAUAACCUAGCACCGCCACCCUCCAGCACUCCACAAUCUCUCUCCUCUUCGACAGUAUACUCCUCUUCACCAUCUUAUCUUCCGUCUGCAAAUAACCGUCUCCAGCCACUCCAGCCCUGGCCCACCGCCCGUCAACCUCCGCCUCCUCCAUACUCGCAAUCCCUUCCUGCUCUGAAUGCGGCCGCACAGCAAAACUUCCCCAUGCCUCCCCUCGCCGCCAGCACACAACCACCGCCGCCUCCUCCUCCUCUUCCCUUGCAGCUCCACCAGCAUCACCCACGUCUUACUCCACCACGCCUCCUUGACGGUGCAGCGUCGCGCAUAAUGUCUCCGCUACCUCCCGACCCCGGAACGAGCACCGUGUGGAUGAGCAGCCUAGGCGGAGACGACGUGAUUGCAUUUGUGGAAGGUGAAGGCUUAGAGAAGUGGGCAACAAGCAAUGCUACGCCGCACGUUGGAGUGCAGGGCGGAUGGUUGGCGACGAUCUGGGAUGGGUACGCGCAUUAA